Molecule: messenger RNA, 1868 nt
Organism: Vigna unguiculata (cowpea)
Lineage: Eukaryota; Viridiplantae; Streptophyta; Magnoliopsida; Fabales; Fabaceae
Product: galactan beta-1,4-galactosyltransferase GALS3-like
Cellular component (GO): cytoplasm
Molecular function (GO): glycosyltransferase activity
Source: RefSeq, a predicted model, not a curated record
UUUAUAAGCCACCUCAAACACCUCUUCAUAACACAAAUCACAAACACACACACACACAAAAAAAAAAAAACACAGCUUCUCACAUCUUCUUCUUCUUCUUUCUCAGCAAUGGCCAAAGAGAGAGAGAAGAAGCUCUACGUGGCAGUGCUCGGAAACUACGCUGCAGAACUCAAGCUUCUCCUCACAACACUGCUUCUCCUCUGCGUGGUGGCCACGCUUCUUCAGUUCCUCCCUUCCCGCUUCACCAUCUCAGCCUCCGAUCUCCGUGUCUGCAUCUCACGUGUCACGCAAACAACACCCAUACUUUCCAACACAACAAACGCUACUUCGUCGUACCCAAUAAAAGCAUCAUUAUCACAUGCCUCACCACCCCCGCUGCCGCCGCCGUCACCGCCUCCACCGCCACCGUCGGAGCAAGUCCUCCCCGGAGGCAUCAUCAAGCGUGUGUUCAACCCUUACGGCUCUGCAGCCUACAACUUCAUCACCAUGGGCUCUUACCGUGGUGGCCUCAACACGUUCGCCAUCAUUGGCCUCGCGUCCAAGCCUCUUCACGUUUACGCUAAACCGACGUACGAGUGCGCGUGGCACUCACUCGCCGGCGAGAAACUCUCCACCGCCGUCGGCUACAAGAUCCUCCCCGACUGGGGCUACGGCCGCGUCUACACCGUCGUUAUAGUGAACUGUACCUUCCCGGCUCCACUCAAUGCUGACAACUCCGGGGGGAAGCUCGUCCUCUCCGCCUCUACCUCCGGCGGCGGCGACGCCAGCUUCAACAUCACCGACACCAUAGAAGCUCUCACGGAACAACCCGGCACUCUCGACACUACGUUGUUCACGUCGAGGCCGAAGUACGAUUACCUGUACUGCGGUUCCUCUCUCUACGGGAACCUGAACGCGCAGCGCGUGAGGGAGUGGAUCGCGUACCAUGUGAAGUUCUUCGGGCCGAGGUCGCAUUUCGUGAUUCACGACGCCGGCGGCGUGCACGCGCAGGUGCGGGAGGUGCUCCAGCCGUGGAUUGAUCUGGGGUACGUGACGUUGCAGGAUAUAACGGACCAGGAGCGGUUUGAUGGAUACUACCAUAACCAGUUCAUGGUGGUGAAUGAUUGCCUACAUAGGUACAAGUUCAUGACUAAGUGGAUGUUCUUCUUUGAUGUGGAUGAAUACAUCUAUGUGCCACCCAAGAGCACUAUCAAGUCUGUGCUUGAUUCACUCUCCGAGUACUCGCAAUUCACCAUUGAACAGAUGCCGAUGAGUAGCAAGCUGUGCCUCACUUCCGAUUACGGCAAAACAUAUAGGAAAUGGGGUUUUGAGAAGCUGGUGUAUAAAGAUUCGAAGAAAGGGAUCAGAAGGGAUAGAAAAUACGCAGUGCAACCUAGGAGUUUGUUUGCGACCGGUGUUCACAUGUCGCAGAACCUUGCGGGGAAGACAACCCACAAAACAGAGGGCAAAAUAAUGUACUACCACUACCAUGGAACCAUAGCUGAAAGGAGAGAAUCUUGUAAAAUGCUUAUAAAUUCGACAGAAAUCACGUACGAGAAAACCCCUUAUGUGUUGGACACCACCAUGAGAGACAUUGCUGGUGUGAUCAAGAAAUUUGAGCUCAAGAUGAUUGGAAAUAGGAUACAGAAGACACGGCAAUGACACUGCCAACACUUUUUUAUUUUAUUUUUUGAACUAUAUGAUAAUAAUUUAACUUGUGUUAGAAAAUAGGAAUUCAUUGAGCAGUUCUUUCUUUUCAUUUUUUUAUGUGGUAUAUUUACAGAUGGGUAUAUGAUCUUUGUUUCAUUUUUAAUAUGUGUUCCUUUUUUUUUUUAUUCUUUCCCUUUUUACAUUUUGUAAAAAAUAAUGAAUAAAGAUGAAUGGUUCAA